UCUUGGUGUUGCGCCCACCCCGAAACCUGGGAAGUGGAAAGACUCUGCAAAUCGUUGGCAUGGGGAAUGUCCCCAUCACUACUUGCAACAAGGUGCUGGGUUGCGAUUUCGGUGGCGUCAGCGAAGUCUUCUGCCAUGCCAGUCGCAGCAUUCGUUACAAUGAGGAGGAUGUGCAGUUGGCACUCCGCGUUGUAUAUGCCCCGAUGGAGGAUGCAUCAGCAGAGUUUCUAAAAAUGGGUCAGGAGGUUUUGAUUGCUGGCAUCAAGAAGGUGCAAGGAUGGGACCCUUUGACUUGGCGACAGGAACGCGUUGCCCGGCAGCAAGUCACCGGGCAGACUUCACAGCUGUGGCCAUCCCUUUCGGAGUCGCGUUUUGGGAGGGCUCAUCGCGCUUGGUCGGUUGAAAUAUUGGCAUCGGACGGCCGUGGUGGUGUUCGCAACCUGCCCGGAUUGCUUCAGGUGGCUCAUGCCCGGAAAGACCGUGAACUUGAUAAGGUUAAGGGCGCAGUGCAAGAAAUCAGCACUGUGGCCAACUAUGCGCGGCGAUUCAACCAUCACGUUGCAGAAUUGGCUGGUGAAGAUCCGGAUGUUCCAGCGAUCCGAGUGGCCACAACCGUUGCAUGCUUUGUUCUUGACGGCGUCAAUCCUGAGAUCGCUGAUGCCGGCGAUACUCUUCUAUUGACCCUUUUUGAUGCCAAGAAUCUUACAAAGUUUGUCUUCGAAGGUGCAGAGGACUUCCUGGAACUGCCUCAAGCCUUCUUCCACUUCGUGCUCUGGAGUUCAGGUGGUAAGGAACUUGUGGCCGACCUUCAGGGAAUACAACAAGAGCGGGAUUUGCUGCUUGUUGAUCCUGUCCUCCUCACCACUGGCGAUUUAGAUAUUUCAGAGCUGCUAAGCCUGGCAACGAGUACUGGUACGGGCUCAGACUUCCAGACCUGCAACCGCAAGAGGUUCAACUUGUGGCAUCCGCGUUGCGCUCAAUUGUGCCAAAGCUUCGAUCCUCAACGGCGAGGAGGAAACACCAGGAGAGCCUGUGGAGUCCCUUUGCCUAAUUGUGGAGUGGGCGGUGGCUGAGCCCUUGCUGAGCGACAGAAGUUUGGAUGUAGGAACAAGACGGAACAAGGAUUCAUGCAAGAACU
Molecule: messenger RNA, 1138 nt
Organism: Cladocopium goreaui
Lineage: Eukaryota; Dinophyceae; Suessiales; Symbiodiniaceae
Source: the annotation of a GenBank genome assembly